This is a messenger RNA of Brassica napus (rape), 2959 nucleotides long. Its product is annotated as calcium-dependent protein kinase 20. The record is from RefSeq and is a predicted model, not a curated record. Gene Ontology annotation, molecular function: calcium-dependent protein serine/threonine kinase activity; calmodulin binding; ATP binding. The transcript is spliced from 7 exons. Lineage: Eukaryota; Viridiplantae; Streptophyta; Magnoliopsida; Brassicales; Brassicaceae. Gene Ontology annotation, biological process: protein autophosphorylation; intracellular signal transduction; peptidyl-serine phosphorylation. Gene Ontology annotation, cellular component: nucleus; cytoplasm. Bases 971 to 2671 code for a protein of 566 amino acids.
UAUUUACUUUUACUUGUUGAUAAUUAUACAAUUUUCUAUCAAAUUUUUAUACAAGUUGAUUUAAUAUAGAUGAUUAUUAUUUAUCUACAAAAGUAAUAGUAAAUUUUUGAUAAAAUUAUUUUAAAGUGUAAAAUUGUGAGAAUAUUUAUAAACAUUAAUUUAUGCUACUUACAAGUUGAUUCUGAGAAUUUACAUCAUUAGCAUAAAUUUUGAAUAUUUAUAGACAUUAAUUUAUACUACUUACAAGUUGGUUUUUCUAUCAAAUAUACAUAAUUUUGUAUAAAAUUAUUAUUUUAUAAAAGUUUAAUUAAUAUAUUUUAACUAAAAUAAAUAGAUAAAAAUCUAUCCAAGACUAUAAUUUUAAAUAUAUACAUAUCUAUUAGUAAAUACAAUUUUAAAAUAAACUUAAAAUUUAAGAUUUUUAUUAUUGCACAUGGUGCAGAAAAACACAAAAGUAAGAAUGAAACAUAGACAAAACCAAUUCAUUUCAUUUUUUUUCAAUAAGGAAACAAAAUACAAGUCUCCAAAAGUUGUUUAUAAUAGACGGCCAUGCUACGACCACUAAUUGUUUUUUUUGUGUGGAAAUUAUGACCACUAAUUAUUCAUCUUCCUUAUUCUCCCAUUUCCUCUUCCCCUCCUCCUUUGAUCAGCAUCAGGUCAUGAGAUUUUCUCGGAAGCAAAACCAUUCCACCAAAUUCAAGAAAUUCCACAAAAUUUAUCAUCAAGAAUACAGCUUCCGGCGUAUAGAAGGAGAAACUGCAUGCAUAAGCGAGAAUAUCAACUCUGUUCCCAUAUUGGUAGGUUGUGUUCAUCUCACGUUUCCUUUAUUUGCCCUGUGUCUAUUUUAAGACACAUCAAGAACUCGAUGGAUGCGUUGAUGAGUGGUUUGUGUCGGAGAGAAACGGUGAUCGCGAGAAGGUAAGAGAGAGAUAUAGAAACAAACCGAAGGAAUAGCAAAACUAGGGUUUCAAUGGGAAACACAUGCACGGGUCCGAAACUGAACCCUAAUGGGUUCCUUCAAUCCGUUAGUGCCGCUGUUUGGCGUAAUCAGAAACCAGACGAGAGCCUCGAGAGCAACAAGGACGACAGCAGCAAGAAGAAGAGCGUUCAUGGCGGUGACAACGCUCCCUCCGCCGUGGAUCCAACUCCAAGCACACCACCUCCUCCGGUGAAAAUGGCCAACGAAGAAGCACCAAAAUGUGACAACAACGAUGAGAAUCCAAAGCCUAAGAAAGAGGCACACAUGAAACGAAUGGCGAGCGCGGGUCUACAAAUAGACUCCGUACUCGGGAGAAAAACUGAAAAUCUCAAGGAGAUCUAUAGCGUGGGGAGGAAGUUAGGUCAAGGACAAUUCGGGACGACGUUUCUUUGCGUGGAUAAGAAGACAAACAAAGAACUCGCUUGCAAAACCAUCGCCAAGAGGAAACUCACGACCCCUGAGGACAUAGAAGAUGUGAGAAGAGAGAUUCAGAUCAUGCAUCAUUUGUCUGGACAUCCCAACGUGAUUCAGAUCGUUGGUGCGUAUGAAGACGCUGUAGGUGUUCAUGUCGUGAUGGAGAUUUGUGCAGGUGGAGAGCUGUUCGAUAGGAUCAUACAGAGAGGUCAUUACACCGAGAGAAAAGCUGCUGAGCUUGCAAGAACCAUCGUUGGUGUUAUUGAAGCUUGUCAUUCUCUUGGUGUGAUGCAUCGUGAUCUUAAGCCUGAGAACUUCUUGUUUGUUAGUGGAGAUGAAGAAGCUGCGCUCAAGACUAUAGACUUUGGUCUCUCUGUCUUCUUCAAACCAGGAGAAACAUUCAGUGAUGUAGUUGGGAGCCCUUACUAUGUGGCUCCAGAAGUUUUAAAGAAACAUUAUAGUCAUGAAUGUGAUGUUUGGAGUGCUGGAGUUAUUAUAUACAUCUUACUAAGUGGUGUCCCUCCGUUUUGGGAUGAAACGGAGCAAGGCAUAUUUGAGCAGGUUUUAAAAGGUGACCUUGACUUUGUAUCAGAACCAUGGCCCAGUGUAUCAGAAAGCGCAAAAGAUUUGGUUCGUCGGAUGCUGAUCAGAGACCCUAAGAAGCGAAUGACAGCUCAUGAAGUUCUCUGUCAUCCUUGGGCUAGAGUGGACGGUGUUGCUCUUGAUAAACCUCUUGAUUCUGCUGUUCUCAGUCGUUUGAAACAGUUUUCUGCAAUGAACAAGCUUAAGAAAAUUGCUAUCAAGGUGAUAGCAGAAAGCUUGUCAGAGGAAGAGAUAGCAGGGUUGAAGGAAAUGUUCAAGAUGAUAGAUACAGACAACAGUGGACACAUCACUCUCGAAGAACUCAAGAAGGGCUUGGACAGAGUUGGUGCUAACCUUAAAGAUUCAGAAAUAUUAGGAUUAAUGCAAGCAGCGGAUAUAGAUAACAGUGGGACUAUAGACUAUGGAGAGUUUAUAGCAGCGAUGGUGCAUUUAAACAAAAUACAGAAAGAAGACCAUUUGUUCACAGCGUUCUCUUAUUUUGAUAAAGAUGGAAGUGGUUAUAUAACCCGAGAAGAGCUCCAGCAAGGUUGCAAGCAAUUUGGCUUAGCGGAUGUUCAUCUAGACGACAUUAUAAGCGAAGUUGACAAGGACAAUGAUGGAAGAAUAGAUUACAGUGAGUUCGUGGAGAUGAUGCAAGACACUGGAUUUGGCAAAAUGGGUUUAAGGGUGAGUUGAAGAAAAAAAACAAGCACCUCAAUUUCCACCAUUUUCUAAUUAAAUUAUGUACAUUUGAUAAUUAUGCCUGAUCAUAGAGGUUUCAUAUUCAUUUUCUGUGUUAUAUUCUUAGUAGGUCAAAGUAAAACUACUCUAUAGAAUCUUGCAUGUAAAAUGUUCAGUCUGCUACUAUGAAAUUACUGUACAUAUGUUGUAGAUUUUUGUUGUUGUUGCAUGCUUUUGUCUGACGCAAAUAAAGUGUAGAUUGAUACUACGAGGUAAUAAUAUACAUAAGUAUAGGUUUCCAAA